CGGCGUUGCUGUGUGCACCGCCGGGCAGCAGGGGUCGCUGUCACUAGUAGUCUCUCCGCCAGUGGUUGCUCGGUGCUGUCUCCCGCUGGCGGCUGUCCGUACGCCGGUCCCCGCCGUCAUGUUCCGCAAGGCCCGGCGGGUGCAAGUGAGGAAGCGCAAUGACUCGGAGGAGGAGGAGCGGGAGCAGGAGGCGGUGGUGCCCCAGGCCGAGCACCCCACCAGCAGCGAGCCGCUCCAUCCGCCUCUCAUCCCCGGGCUGCUCCAGCACGACAACGGGCUACAGCCGGCCCGGCCGCCGAGAGUUGCCAGAGAGCCCAAGGCGGCCAGCCUGCUCAGCUUCCAGGACGAUGUGGAGGAAGAAGAAGUUUUUAAAAUAAAGAAAUCAACUCACAGCAAAAAAAUUGCAAAACUUCUUAAAAAAGAAUAUAGAGAUGACCUGGAGAAAGUGAGGCCCGGAAGUGACGGUUUCUCUGGAUUGGAUGGAGAUCAGUCACACAAAAACGCAGCCUAUAAAGAUGGCAUCCAAGACGAGGUGAUGGCCGGCAGCGACCUGGGCGAGGAGGAGAUGGAAGUAGAAAGUGAAAAGGAAGAGGAGAAGCCAAAAGCCGGCUCUUUCGCCAACUCUCUGUCCUCAUUAAAUGUUCUGCGUCCAGGAGAGAUCCCAGAUGCAGCUUUUAUCCACGCGGCUCGCAAAAAGAGGCAAUUGGCUCGGGAACUUGGGGACGUGCCGUCUAUAGAUACUGACGGCGGGAAAAGCCGCCUGGUGCGCGAGGACGAGAACGAUGCCAGUGAUGACGAAGACGAUGAUGAGAAGAGGCGUAUAGUCUUUUCCGUGCGGGAGAAGACGCAAAGGCAGAAGAUAGCGGAGGAAAUUGGUAUUGAGGGGAGCGACGACGAAGCUCUAGCAUCAGGGGAGCAGGAUGAGGAGCUCAGCCGCUGGGAGCAGGAACAGAUAAGGAAAGGCAUUAGCAUACCACAGGUUCAAGCACACCCACCCGCAGAAGCGAACAAUUUGUUCUACCCCAGCACCUACCAGGGAAUACCUUACGGUUCUUCUUACAAUGUUCCUUACACCUACUCUGCCUAUGGAUCUGCUGAGACAAAAUCUCAAAAACCAGAUAGUUCUGUCACUUUCAAAACUCCCAGUAAUGAGAUGACUCCUGUUACUAUUGAUUUGGUAAAGAAACAGCUUAAAGACAGGCUCCGCGCAAUGGAAGAAACUCACGAAGCAAACCUGGAACUUUAUGAGAAGCACGAGAAAAGUCGGGUAGACUCCAAUAGCGCAAUUAACCGCCUGGAAGGGUGUUCUGGGGGCAACGGUGAGCGGUAUCAGUUCUUGCAAGAAUUGCGAGGGUAUGUCCAAGACUUGCUUGAGUGUUUCCGUGAAAAGGUCCCCCUGAUAAACGAGCUGGAAUCUGCCAUGCACCAGCUGCACAAACAACGAGCCGCCCGCCUUGUCCAAAGACGACAAGAUGAUAUAAAAGAUGAAUCUUCGGAGUUUUCGAGCCAUUCAAGUAAAGCUGUAAUGGCCCCAAAUCUGGACUCUUUUGGACGUGAUAGAGUGUCUUAUCAAGAACACGCAAAGCAGAGGAGGAUAGCUGAAAGAGAGGCCAGAAGAGCACGGCGGCGGCAAGCUCGCGAGGUAACUGGUAAGAUGGCCGAACACCUUGAAGGUCUUUCCAGUGAUGACGAAGAGACUUCCACUGACAUCACCAAUUUUAACAUGGAGAAAGAUCGGAUUUUGAAAGAAUCCAGUAAAGUUUUUGAAGAUACUCUGGAAAAUUUUCAUUCUAUUGACUGUAUCAAAUCUCAGUUUGAAACCUGGCGCUCUACUUACUAUAACACAUAUAAAGAUGCUUACAUUGGUCUUUGUUUACCAAAAUUAUUAAACCCCCUAGUACGUCUUCAGCUUUUAACUUGGAACCCCCUGGAGCCAAAAUGUUGUGACUUUGAAAGCAUGAUGUGGUUUGAGGCGUUGCUGUUUUACGGCUGCGAGGAGAAAGAUGACAAGGAAGACGUGGACCGGGCGCUGUUACCGUCCAUAGUGGAGAAAGUUAUCCUUCCCAAGCUAACAGGUAUCGCUGAGCACAUCUGGGACCCCUUCUCAAACACGCAGACAAACAGGCUGGCAGCAGUGCUGCAGAAACUAAUUACUGGAUACCCCACCAUCGUAAAUUCUGACAACAAAAGCACAGAGGCACUUCUGAAAGCGUUGCUAAUGAGGAUGAGGAGAACCUUGGAUGAUGAUGUCUUUAUGCCUUUGUAUCCCAAAAAUGUGAUAGAAAAUAAGAACUCGGGACCCUGUGUGUUCUUCCAGCGACAGUUCUGGUCCUCUGUGAAGUUACUAGGGAACUUCCUGAAGUGGCACGGCAUCCUCUCCAACAGGAGCUUGCAGGAGCUGGCAAUAGACGGACUGCUGAACAGAUAUAUCCUGAUGGCGUUCCAGAAUAACGAGAAUGGAGAGGACAGCAUUAAGAAGGCCCAUAGUGUUAUCACAUAUUUUCCAAGGCAAUGGUUUUCAAAUCUUAAAGGAGGGAAAACCAUUCCACAGCUAGAAAACUUUGUACGGUAUCUCACGCACCUGGCUGGUUUCAUCUAUCGGCAAAAUGUUGGCUGCUCAGACAUGGAGAAGAGAAACGCCAGGGACCAAAUCAGACAGAUCGUAAAAUUACUAGCAAGCAUGAGGGCACUGGAAAUCGCUGCAGCUGUUGCCAACGACUACAAUGUGAAAGAUGUCAAAGCUUCAUCCGAUGGGAAACAAACUUGAACAGGCUGCAAGCUUUUAACUCAUUCCUGUCUCUUUUUGUACAUAUCCUGUAUGUAAAGUUUUCUUAACCUGUAUAAAGUGGUGUUGCUUUUAAUGCGAGAGUCAACAUUUCUACAAGACAAAGGACUGACGGACAGUUGUAAUAUAUUCACCUAGUCCCUUGUACAUAGCUCCGCCCAUGCAUCAGUCCACACGUCCUGUAUGAGUCUUGGGUGCCAUGAGAUGACGUGGCUGCAGUGCUAUGCUUAACGUACGGAGACAUGGCAGGCAGGAAGCGGUGUCUUCACUGGGACGUAAACAGGUUUUAAUGAUGCAGGAUACCAGUGAAUGAAACAUUUUUACAGAAUUACAGCCCGGAGCCACGAGAGCGGUUAUUGGAUAUGAGGAACCCAUGAUGACUGUUCUGUCUCCACUUGCAAAUGACUGAAGAAGUAUUAAAGUCGUAUCUAUUGCUAAGUAAGGGGGGGUUAUUUAUCAAAUUAAAUCUUUCCUGAUCCUU
Pseudophryne corroboree (corroboree frog) is the source of this 3266-nucleotide messenger RNA. RefSeq names its product PAX3 and PAX7 binding protein 1 (gene PAXBP1). The transcript has 18 exons. Gene Ontology annotation, cellular component: nucleus. Gene Ontology annotation, biological process: positive regulation of transcription by RNA polymerase II; mRNA splicing, via spliceosome. The record is from RefSeq and is a predicted model, not a curated record. Lineage: Eukaryota; Metazoa; Chordata; Amphibia; Anura; Myobatrachidae. Gene Ontology annotation, molecular function: DNA binding. Bases 119 to 2767 code for a protein of 882 amino acids.